Molecule: messenger RNA, 5214 nt
Organism: Physella acuta
Lineage: Eukaryota; Metazoa; Mollusca; Gastropoda; Physidae
Product: zinc finger protein Xfin
Biological process (GO): regulation of transcription by RNA polymerase II
Molecular function (GO): RNA polymerase II cis-regulatory region sequence-specific DNA binding; DNA-binding transcription factor activity
Source: RefSeq, a predicted model, not a curated record
UUGAAUAUUUUAUAUUACUUACAAUUACAAGCUACAUUACAUAACUUUUACUAUUAAAAUGUUAAUUAAAUGAAUCUAAUGUUUAAUCCAGAAGCAUUACUAAUACUUGGCGCUUUAAAACUAAUGUGGUUUAGAAUAGUAUACUACUACUCAUUAUAAGUACUGCCUGACUAGUGUCAGUGACUGUCCCAUUACAUUUGACAAAAUGAAUUAAACAGUGCUGCUAGACUAGGGCUGACUAGGAACAGGAUGAACCCAGAGGUGAAAAAAAAAGCAGCCAAGAAAGCAAAAAGUGGGAAACAGAAAAUGGUGUCGAAAGACAAGCCUUCACCUGCAACUCAAAAGCAAAGUAAGGCAAAAUCCAAAGCCAAGGAUUUAAUCAAACUCAGCCUAGUUUCUCCAAAAAUGAGGCGUGCUGAAUCUACAGUUCAGAUUAAAUCUGACUUUGGGAGCAAUAAUAUAAAAAUAGAUUAUGAGGCGCUUAAGAAACAGAAAUUGACAGGCCCACAAGGCUCCAAGAUAUUUGGCUGCAACGUUUGCUCGUACCGCUCAGCAACAAGAGCCCAGCUGAAACAGCAUCUGAUCAUCCAUGCGGAUAAAAAAUAUCGGUGCCAGGAUUGUAAGUACAGGUGCCACACCCCAGCACACCUGAAACGUCACAUGUUCACCCACUGCGAGAACAAGCCUAUGCUCUGUACCUUGUGUGGAUACAACUGCACCCAAAAAUAUCAGUUGAAGGAUCACAUGUUGCUGCAUGAAUCUGAAAGGCCUUUUGCUUGCAAAAUGUGUAAUGCAACUUACAAGAAGGAAGCAAGUCUUAAAGUUCAUAUGCUAAGCCAUGAAAAUGUGACAAAGUUUCAUUGUAACCAGUGUACCUAUGCUUGUAACCGUCUUGGGGAUUUAAAAAGGCAUGUACUGACUCAUUCAUCAGAUAAACCUCUCAAAUGUAACUUGUGUAGUUACUCUUGUGUCCGUAAAUGGCGCAUAGAAGCACACAUGAAAAUUCACUCUCAAGACAAACCAAUUCUGCACUGUGAUUUGUGCGACUUCACAUGCCUGAGUGCACCCAGCAUGAAAGAUCAUAAAGUCACCCACGCAGGAGAAAACAUUUUACGCUGUGAUCGAUGUAGCUACGUGUGUACACAGGCUGCCAGCUUGAAGCGGCACAUGAGAAAACAUACAGGAGAAAAGGAAAUGAAAGAGGUUAAAGAAGAGAAACCAUUUCCUGACAUGCAAGUUUUACCGGUCUCAGAUACAUUAGUUUCUGAUGUUAUCAUUCCUGAGACAAUAGUUCAGGAAAUUAUAGUCCCAGAAAUAAUGGUCCCUGAAACCACUGUAACAAUAGUUAAACCAGAGGAACAAGAGAUACUGGUGGAGCCAGAAUUUAUCAAGACUGAGGCCCCUAUGGAAGAGAUGGGCACAGGUGUAAGCAUUCCCCAGAUUCUAGAGGUGGUGUGUGACCUGCAUGAAGAGACCUGGGACACUGUCAACAGUGGUGUAGGGGACACCACCACUGUGACCACCACAGAUGGUGGCCAGUCUUACCUGAUCCAAACUGGCGUGUCUGAGACAGCUGUAAACCAGCCCGAGAUGAUCCAGCCAACAGCCAGUCACCAGCUGAUCAUCAACUCCAGCAAGUCCCAGGUCCUGCUCUUCUCUGCUCCAGGCCUGCCCCCUGUCAACAAGCCCCCCAUCAACCAUUCAACAUCCAAGCGCUUCCACUGUGAUGCUUGUGACUUCUCCACCAACUACAAGUCACACCUAGCUGCUCAUGUGAAAAAACAUGCCAGCAAUAAAAAGUACAAAUGUGCCUACUGCGAAUUCAUGUGUAACAAAUCCUCUCAGAUGGUUGUUCAUUUAGAGAGCCACACAAGCCAACAAUUUAUGUCAUGCAGUUUCUGCCCAUUUACUUGCAGAACCAAGACUGAGAUGAGGAUUCACAUGAAAGAACAUCCUGGCCUGAAACCAUUCAACUGUAAAGAAUGUGACUAUAAAUGUCGCUCAGCUGAUGGCCUCAAGUCUCACAUGACCAAGCAUUACGGCUUCAAACCUUUCAGCUGUGAGAUAUGUGGCCAAGCCUUCUCCACCAACAACUUGCUCAAGCAGCAUAGAUUAAUUCACGGUGAGAAGCCGCUGCAGUGUGAACUGUGUGAGUACAAGUGUAUCCAGAAGAGGCAGUUGAUGAACCACAUGUUGCAGCACGAGAACGAGCAUCCGUUUAUAUGUAGCUUAUGUGGUAAAACAUACAAGAAAGUUGAAAGCUUGGACAUUCACAUGAUGUCACAUGAAAACAUCAAGAAGUUUGCUUGCAACUUGUGUAAUUACGCAGGUAACAGAGCAGCUGAUUUCCGUCGACAUGUGAUGACUCAUUCCACCUCUAAACCACUGCAGUGUGACCAGUGCUCGUAUCAGUGUAUCCGUCAGUCCCGCCUGCGUGCCCAUAUGUUGACCCACUCUCAAGAGAGAAGUCUGAAAACUGGCGUCCCCCAGCCCAAGUGCUACCAAUGUGCGUUCUGUGAGUUUUCCUGCACCAAUAUCAAGAAGUUGAAGUCCCAUUUGUCCAAGCUCCAUUCAAAUCUCCCUGACCACCUGCUCAACUCCAAAAUGGCAGCCACUACUAUUCUUCACCCCAAGUCCAACUUAAGCAGAACUAGUUUGACAUUUCAAGACACAUUCUGCAACACAAAUCCAGGUCAACAUGGCGGCACUGGGUCUCUCACGUAUGACAUAGAGAGUUUUAAAAAGAGAAUGAACCCAGUGAAGAGAAAAGUGAAACCACCAGCACCACCCAGCCCUGCUCCUGUAUGUGUUCAGGAUGUUGAAGAUUUUAAGCUCAAGUUUCACCCACGCAGGACCAGUAAUCAGGAAAACCAGCCAUUGGUCAAAAGUGGGAAGAAGGACGUGUCUAACGCAGGGAACAAAACCUCACCUAAAAACCAGGAUAAGGGGGAUAAAAAUGUGACCAGGUUUCUGUGUGACGUCUGCAGCGCCAUGUUCAAGACCUCCACCAACCUGAAGGAGCAUGUGAGGAUCCACUCUUCACACAAGGAGUACAAAUGUCACCUGUGCGACUACGGCUGCCACAGAGAGAGGAACCUCAAGAUCCAUAUCCUGACCCAUGCUGAGAAGAAGCCCAUCCAGUGCCCCAUGUGUGACUACACUUGUAUACAAAACUUCCAGCUCAAAGCCCACCUCUUGCUGCACCAGACCCCCACCCCCUUUCAAUGCUCCAUCUGUAAUGCCAAGUACAAAAAAGAGGCGGGGCUUAAAGUUCACAUGCUGACCCAUUCCAACCAGUAUAAAUUUAAGUGCCAGAUAUGUCAGCACGAAACAAACCGUUUUGCAGACUACCGGCGCCACCUGCUGAUCCACUCCAAGUCUAAGCCAGAGAAGUGCCCCAUGUGCAGCUACUCCUGUAUCCGCCAGUCCAGGCUCAAGGCCCACAUGCUCAUCCAUCGCGGCCACAACUUUGCUGACAAUCCUGUCCUGUCUGGCCUGGAGAAAAAUGUGCUGCGCUGUGACCUCUGUGAUUACAUCUGUACAACUGCUUCAAGGCUUAGGAAACAUAAAACUUCACAUAAAAAACAAGCUGUGCGCACGUGUACACAGUGUGGCUAUACAUGCACCAAAGCCUCAGAACUCAAAAAUCAUGUACAGAUCCAUAGGGAAAACCCUAUGCUAAUUACUUUCACACAAACCCCAGACACGCAUGCCCCGAUAACUCCAGAACUAUUGCCAGAAGUAGAGUGUUUGGUGCCUGAGGCUGAGAGUUUGGUCAAGUGUGAAGACAGCCAGGAGAAGCAAGUAGAGGAGUCCAUCAUUUAUGCAGAAAACCCAGGGGAGAUGUUCACAGAUGCCAGCCACUUGUACAGCAGCGCAGAGAACCAAACGCUCCUGCUGACUGCAUCUGUUGGCCAGUCAGAUGGACAGGUCAUUGUCCAGAGCGAUCAGGGCAUCUUGCUAGCUCCAGCCAACCAGAGCUGGGAGGAAGAAGGGGCGUGGUCUGAUUCUUUUAGCGUUGCUGACCUCAGCGGUUUUUCUUUUGACCCCAUCAGCCUGCAGCAAGCCCCCAGCCUGAUUGUGACUGUGGUCAAGGAGGAGGCCACGCUGCCGCUGAUGACAGAGGCUGUCAAAGAGGAAGUGGAGGAGCCAGUUCAAAGGUUAAAGAUGUACCACUGCGAUAUCUGCUCCUUUGGCUGUGAUUACAAGUCCACCUUUAAAAAGCACAUGAGGAAACACUCUGAGCUGAAGAACUUCAAGUGUGCCCACUGUCAGUACAUGUGUGACCAGCUGUCUCGCAUGAAGAAACAUUUGAUCAGCCACACGGACCAGAAGCUCUUCCACUGCCAGAUUUGCCAGUUUGGCUGCAAGAGCAAAUCAACGCUGCAGCACCACAUGCUGUCCCACACGCAGGGCAGGGCCGGCCUGAAGAGUUACCACUGCCCUCGCUGCCAGUACUCCUGCAAGAGUGCCCUGGGUCUCAAGUCCCACUUCGUCAAGCACACGGGGGUCAACCCCUUCCAGUGCGAGGUCUGUCAGGAGAGCUUCAUGACAGAGUACCUGUUGAAGAAGCACAAGUUUAGCCACGGGGUCAAGCCGUACCAGUGCCAGUACUGCAGCUACUCGUGUGUCCAGAGACAGCAGAUGAACACACACCUGCUGCAGCACACGUACGAGUACCCGUUCUGCUGCAGCCUGUGUAACGCCAAGUACAAGAAACAGGACAGCCUGAAGGUGCACGUCAUGUCUGAACACGAGAAGAAGCACCGCUACAGCUGCCAGCUGUGUAACUACGUGGGCAACAGGGCCGCGGACUUCAGGGAGCACGUGCUGACCCACUGUGAGAGGAAGCCCCACCAGUGCCCACACUGUUCCUACUCCUGUAUCCGCCCCACCCAGCUCAAGAAACACCUGCGGGUCCACGACAAGGACCCGGGCUACCCUGACCCUAACAAACCCGCGGCCAACAAGAAAAAAACUUUUGCCUGCCAUUACUGUAGUUUCUCUUCGUCUCGCUCUACACGCAUGAGGGCACACCUGGACAAGGUGCACCUGACUUUACCUGACGUUUUGUUAACACCUGAACCAUCACAUGAUGAGGGCACACCUGGACAAGGUGCACCUGACUUUACCUGACGUUUUGUUAACACCUGAACCAUCACAUGAUGAGAGCACACCUGACUUUACCUGACGUUUUGUUAACACCUGAACCAU